CAUGCGAUUCUAAGAUAGCAAGAUAAACCAUAGCAUAGCUGUUCCUCAUUCAUCAUACAUACUUCCCCCCUCCCUUACCAUCACGAAGGACCAAAGGACCAGAAAAACGAAAACACCAAGAGCCAUCAAUCAUUCAUCAACCCUUAAUCAACCCUUCAUCAACCCUUCAUCAAUCCCAUUGAAUAAAACCCUAAAGAAGAAUAAACCCCGAGACUUUAAAAUCGGCACAAUACAUCCGAAUGCUCUUGGCUUGGUUGCCGUUGCUUCCUUCAUACACUUGUACCAUUUGUUGAUUUUAAUCCCUACCAUACCUACCUACCUAGGAACAAAGAGUAAGCAUAGACUCAUAGAGGGAGCAGAACAGAGUAAGCGUAGACGACGAAUGCUUUAUCAUCUCCGACGAUCUAUUCCCCACGUUUAUAAGCCAUCAGUGCAACACACACUUGGCUUCCUAACGGAAAAUCAAAUACAAGAGACAAGGCAGAGAAAGUCAAACCCUACCUACAUGGUACAUACUACCUGCGCCAUACAUAAGCCCUGGAGUUCCAUAUCUCCAUUUCACCCAACGACACACGACCCUCACGCUACACCAAUCCGAGAACGAAUCUCCCAAAUCCUAAGGAAACAAAGUCAAAUGCCAACACCAUCCCAAAGCAAGAAAGUGGAACAGCAUUUAACUCACCAAACCAAUUUCGUACUCAAGCAAUAUACCAGCCAAUAUCACUUGACUUGACGUUUCAUCGAUCCCACCAAUUACCAUUCCUUCGACUUGUUUUGCUACUCCCGGUGUGACUAGAUUACCUUGCGCAAGACCAUUUGCAAAUCUCCAUUCCACGGAUCACGAUUCACGUUUCACGAUUCACGUUUCACCCCUUCACCAUUUUCACGAUUCAAGCCUUCGCCUUUUCUACCUACAGAUACAUAAACAGACGACCAGUGAACCGAACGAGCGAGAGCUUCCUCCGCAAACGCCAAGAAAGGAUAGACCAGUGCAUUGCCCCAGGAAAUCCCAAAGGUCCCAAAGGUCGCAAAGUUGCAAAUAAAUAUCAACUCAUAUGAAUGAAUGUACCCAAGAAUUAUCCGCCAACCAUUUGUUUCUCCUCUUUCAAAAUGGCCAGUUAUCAUUCCUAUAAGAACACUUCUUACUAUACUACCGAUGGUAGCAGAGGUGAUAACUUUACUACUCCCGAACGUCCUCACGCAAAACCAUCCUACUCGUCUUCUUCAGAUGAUGAAGUCAUUACAUCUUUAAAGGGUCUUGCCUUGCAAUCAAGAACUAAAGAGAUUAUUAGUACUAGCAAUAGUCCCGGUAGUACAAAUUCAUCUCCACGUCAUGGUACUCUCGGAGCACAUGGUAAGUUAUUACGCUUCUACCCUUUUGACGCAAGCUCAAGCCUUUCCCGCUUUCUCCCCCGCCGCCACCCACGAAUUUAGUAGAUAUAUUUCAAGGCUGACUCGUGAUUUGAAAUAUAUUCAGUUGAUACAAUAUCUACAUUUAAUACUCCAAAGAAAAGCAAUUCAAUUCCCAUCACCAUUGAACAAUCUAUAACAAGAAAACGAGUUUAUACACCAUUGACAGGUCGUGGGGAAUUACCAGGGUAAGCAUACCUAAGCAUAAUUUGUUUUGUUAGGACGUUAUCGAAGAGCAAGGACUAUGCCGGGAGACUUUUUAUGCCAUUGUUCUAACAAAGAUUUAUAGAGGAUAUUUUCCCGGAUUUGCAGACGAAAACCCAGAAACCCUCAAAUCAGCUGUUCUAUUAUCAACUUCACGUUCAAGAGCCUCGCCAGAGGUAAAAUCACUUACAAUGUCUUCCGUGUUAUCACCGAUGGAUUCACCAUCUUCCGAUGCGACCGUUCGUAGUCCUCCUUCAAUCAUCAGCUCUCCAUUUACCUUGCCAGAAACUUUGGUCAUGCCAAAAGGAAAAUACUACCCUUCAAACUAUAAGCCCGCACCCACAUCUCCCGCCCCAAGUGUCGCUUCACCGAUAUUAAAUGGUGGCAAUCUUCAACUUCCUCCAAAGAGUCAACGUCAAAAAUCUACAAAUCCAAAUCAUCAGAGACGAUCUUCGGACAUUAAACGAAAGCUACAAAAAUACCAAAGGGAUAUGAUCGAACAAGCACGUAUGGUACAUGCUUCAGUAACUUCAUCUCCUGGUGUACCAUGCGCACCAGGAUCUAAACCUGUCAGCCCUAGAUUACUCCCUUUGGGUAGUCCCGGUCCCAUUACACCAUUUGAAUUGGAAGAAAGUUCUGGAUAUUUGAUUGCAGGUCAGACUAGAUCUGGUGGAUUAGCCGAAGGUAGAUUGAGAGAAAAUGAAGCCGUUGCAAGAAUGAUUAGAGUUGAGGAAGAAAGAAGAAGACGAGAGGGGCAAAGUUCACCAGUAGCUCGAGUCUGAAGGGGAAUUUUCAACCACGAACAUAAGAUUUCUUCUGGGAGAUUUGCAUUUUCGAAAAAAGAGCCAUCGAUCAAACUCAAAUUUUUUCGAUUACGAUUCACGAUCCCAUGCAUCGGAUAUUUCACAUUCGGCGAUUACAUCGAGAUACUCCACAAAAUCACCCACACUUCAUGCAAAACAUCAAUCAACAUGUUUGAUGAACUUCCCCCACAAAAUACAACUUUACACGUCAGCUCGCAUAACAUAACCUUUCUCGACAUGCAUCACGAAUUAUUCACGGCUCCUUUUUCCUUUGUUAACCGGAUAUCCAAAGGAGUUUUUAUCGGAUAUCCAUAUAUGGUCAUUCAAUAAGAUGUGACUUAUGCACACUACUAUUUUCUUCACGUGACCUAAAUACCAAGUGCUGGUAUAUUAGCUUUCGUUUUUGUUUUGUUUUUUGCAUCCUUUUGCGUUGGGUUUAGAUUGCAGUGAUCUUUUCUUUUUAUGGGGUUUAGGAUGGUGAUGUGAUAGAGUUUGAACUCUGUAUGGGUUGGGAAUGGGAAUGAGGAUGGAUCUGGGUAGGGUAGGGUA
This is a messenger RNA of Sclerotinia trifoliorum, 2966 nucleotides long. The record is from the annotation of a GenBank genome assembly. NCBI's taxonomy places the organism in Eukaryota, Fungi, Ascomycota, Leotiomycetes, Helotiales, Sclerotiniaceae.